Messenger RNA from Phycodurus eques (leafy seadragon), 5764 nucleotides. It is a transcript of the gene hdac6, whose product is annotated as histone deacetylase 6. Lineage: Eukaryota; Metazoa; Chordata; Actinopteri; Syngnathiformes; Syngnathidae. The record is from RefSeq and is a predicted model, not a curated record. The transcript is spliced from 26 exons. The coding region runs from base 110 to 2992 and encodes 960 amino acids. Gene Ontology annotation, cellular component: histone deacetylase complex. Gene Ontology annotation, molecular function: zinc ion binding; histone deacetylase activity. Gene Ontology annotation, biological process: chromatin organization.
ACGACACGGGGCGAGGCAAGGCAGCUGUGUUGUGACGUCUUCCUUGUGCGACGUUGCGUAGGCGCUCUGGAGCAAAAACAAAACGCAAAGAAUUUCCUUGGGGUGUGAGAUGUCGUCUGAAGCAGAUCGUCCUCCAUCAUCGGAAUCAUCAUGUGGACUAAAGCCAGUUAGGAGAUCUCCUCGUCUGUCCCCUCAGGGAGGCACGGUUCAAGGAGACGAACAGAGGAAGAAAGGCAGCAGGCUGCAGGAGGCGAAGAAGAAAGGGAGAAUGUUGAGGAGCCACAAGGAGCGAGACGAGGAGCUGCAGGUCCAACUGCAGAAGCUAGACCUGUCCAGAAGGUCUUCUGCCAGUGGGACAGGUUUGGUCUAUUCGGAGACCUUCACUCUUCAUCAGAACCUGUGGGACUCCAAUCAUGCAGAAAGUCCAGCCAGAGUGACGUCCAUCAUGGAGGAGCUGGAAAGACAGGAGCUCUUGUCUCGCUGCGUUCGAGUACAGCCCAGAGCAGCCACUGAUGAAGAGCUGCUUCUCGUGCACACAAAACACUACAUCGAUCUGAUUAAGUCCACUCAGAAAAUGUCCGAGACAGAACUGCGUCUUCUCUCUGACAAAUAUGAUUCCAUUUAUAUCCAUCCAGCAACCUUCCAAGUGUCCAUAUUGGCGGUGGGUUCUGUGCUCCAGCUGGUAGACCAGGUGCUGACGUCUGAGCUGAGGAACGGGUUUGCUGUCAUCAGGCCUCCAGGACAUCACGCUCAGUCAAAGGAGGCCAACGGUUUUUGUAUUUUCAACAACGUGGCCAUUGCAGCUCGUUACGCUCAGAACAAGCACCAAGUCAAAAGGGUGUUGAUCGUGGACUGGGAUGUUCAUCAUGGUCAAGGUGUCCAGUAUGUUUUCCAGGAAGACCCAAGUGUGUUAUACAUGAGUGUGCACAGGUUCGAGCACUGUGCGUUCUGGCCUCACCUGCCUGAGUCAGACAAUACUUUUGUGGGCUGCGCCCCCGCCGAAGGACAGAACAUCAACCUGGCCUGGACCACGGCAGGAAAAAGCGACGCGGACUACAUGUGUGCUUUCCAGCAAUUGCUGCUGCCUGUCGCCUAUGAGUUUCAGCCGGAGCUUGUUUUGGUCUCAGCUGGUUUUGACGCUGCACUGGGGGAUCCCAAGGGCCAGAUGUGCGUCAUUCCUGAGUGUUUCCAGACACUGACACACAUGCUGAUGUCUUUGGCAGAAGGUCGACUCAUUUUGGCUCUCGAGGGAGGUUAUAACCUGGAGUCAACAGCAGAGUGUUCUACUGCUUGUGUUCGAGCGCUCCUCGGGGAAGCCUGUGCCCCAAUGACUCCAUCCACUGCUCCUUCUGACUGUGCCUUGAAGUCCAUCUCUGAGACAGUCUCAGCUCUGUAUCCAUACUGGACCUCACUGCAAGUGCUGGAGGGUGAUGGGCUUGCUGAAGGACGUGUCCUAAGAGACACAACCAAUAAGGGGAGCCCACAGAUUCCCGCUGUGACUACAACAGGCCUGGUGUACGACGAGAGAAUGAUGGAGCAUCUCAACCUGUGGGACAGGUCGGCGGGUGGGCAUCAUCCUGAACAGCCACAAAGAAUCUUCAAAAUCUUCUCCAGGCAUCAGCAGCUCGGACUGGUGGAACGUUGCCACCGCAUCCCGGCUCGCUUCGCGACUGAGGAAGAGCUCGCCAUGUGUCACACCGUGGACCACAUCCAGCAGAUGAAGUCUACCAGUACGAUGAAGAGCAGAGAGCUGCACAAAUUGGGACAAGAGUUCAACUCCAUCUACAUCAACAGUCAGAGUUACCAGUCAGCCCUGCUGGCUGCUGGAAGCUGCUUCAAUGCUGUGGACCACAUCCUGACUGGACAGGUGAGAAGUGGCGUGGCCAUCGUGCGCCCCCCGGGUCAUCAUGCUGAGAGAGACUCUGCGUGCGGCUUUUGUUUCUUCAACACGGCGGCACUCGCCGCUCGCUAUGCGCAGAAGACCUCCCAGCAUGCACCUGUACGAGUUUUAAUCCUGGACUGGGAUGUUCACCACGGCAACGGCACACAGCACAUGUUUGAAGACGACAAUAGCGUCCUGUACAUCUCCCUCCAUCGCUAUGACAACGGGACCUUCUUCCCGUCUUCGGAGGACGCUUCCCCGGACCGGGUGGGCGUGGCUAAGGGGACGGGCUUUAACGUCAACGUGGCGUGGAGCGGCGGGCGGAUGGGAGAUGCCGACUAUCUUGCCGCCUUUCACCACGUCGUCAUGCCGAUUGCCACUGAGUUUAAUCCAAGUCUGGUGUUGGUGUCAGCGGGAUUUGAUGCGGCGCGGGGAGAUCCUCUGGGCGGAUACCGCGUGACCCCAGAGGGCUAUGCCCACCUCACCCACAUGCUGAUGUCAUUGGCUUGUGGACGGGUCUUACUCAUACUGGAGGGUGGUUACAACUUGACGUCCAUCUCCGACUCCAUGGCGAUGUGCACAAGUGUGUUGCUUGGCGACCCUCCUCCUUUCCUGGCGAUGCCCCUCCUCCCGCCUCACCACGCCGCAGUGGCAGCCAUCAAUGAGGUCAUCCGCUUCCACGCCCCUUACUGGAAGUCGCUGAGGAUAAAAAUCCCAGAGGCCGUGCGAGCAGCCGUAAAUUCCCCAGGCGCUCAACGGAGAGGCAGUGGCAAAGGGAAAGGCAGGAGGUCAAGACAGAGUGGUCCAGACAAACCGACACUGCCCACUAUGGGAAUGGAGCACACAGCAGCGGACCACAGUUUGGAUCAGCUCACUCGGGGAUUGGCCAGUUUGGACAUCAGUCAAAGCACACACUGCCCCGAAGUGGAAGCGGCGUCAGGUGAAGUGACAUCAGAGAAGAGCCAAUCGAGGGCAAGGUCAAAUGAAGUUACACCUGAGCAGACCCAAUCACCAGAGAGCUCGCAGCCUCCAGUGCUGCGGGUCGUGGUCCUGGUUGUGGUCGCAGCGGAAUCACGAAGCACAUGUCGGCGACAAGAGUUAAUCCACUAGCACAUCUUGCAUUAAUUAGGAAAAAUUCAAGAUCAACGAAUCCAUGGUAAGUGGAGGAAGCAGGAAAACGACCUUCGCCAAGUCAAGAAGACGAAGCUGAGUUUCCGCGGAAACAAGGCAAGGUGGCCCGAUUUGGAAGACCAACUCGAGCAAUGGAUUAAUGAUCAAAGAACAGCCGGGAGAAGCGUCUCUACAGUCACCUUUCGACUGAGGACAAUAACUCGGAGCUUGCCAUCAUUCCAGGAGGCUUGACUAGGGAACUCCAACCGCCGUUGUUGUCCGACAACAGACAGUCAAUUGACAGAGAAUACUUUUGAGACAUAAAAACAUAAAAACACAGUCACUGAGAAAUAAAAGGUUACCAGUAAUGUGGUAAUGCCGAUACUUUUUUUUUUUUUUUGACAAUUGUGCAAAUGAGUCCUCUCGCAAUUUAGAGCAGUUUGAAAAUAACUUAUAGAACAGUAGUCUGGUACCGUGACCAUUGUGCAAAUGGCGCAGAGACUUCUCAAGCACAGGAGUGGCCAGUAUUGGUCAACAACAGAUAUGCAAGUAGUGCAGAGUGGCGAGACUACGACAGUGAGUGCACGAAUAAUGUAUAAUUGGCCCGACAGAGAUGUGACAAAAGUCUCAAGACACAGUUGGCAGCAUGUUACAGUGGAAUUGUAAAUUAACUGUUUAAGAAGUUAAUGGAAAGACGGAAGAAGCUGUUGGAAUGUCUGCUGGUUUUAGUUUGCAUUGUUCGAUAGCGCCUUCCUGAAGGAAGGAGCUGGAAGAGGUAGUGACCAGCAUGUGGAGGGUCCAAGAGGAUUUUGCAUGGUUUUGUCUUAGUUCUGGCAGUGUGCAAAUCCUCAAGGGUAGGUAGUGGGGUACUGACAUUUUUUUCAGCGGUUUUGAUUGUCCGUUGCAGUCAGAGUUUGUCCUUUUUUGUGCCAGCACCAAACCAGACUGUGCUGGAUGAACACAGGACUGAUUCAAUGACUGCUGUGUAGAAAUGCCUCAACAGCUUCUAUGGCAGGCCGUGCUUCCUCAGAAGCCGCAGGAAGUACAUCUCUGCUGGGCCUUUUUGAGGAUGGAGCUGAUGUUGGUCUCCCACUUCAGGUCCUAAGAGAGUGUAGUUCCCUGGAACUUGAAGGUCUCGGCGGUUGACACAGGGCAGUUGAAUGGCGUGAGGGGCAGCUGUGGUGAAGGAUCCCUCCUGAAGUCCACGAUCAUCUCUACAGUCUUGAGCAUGUUAUUCAUUCAGAAAAAAAAAAACUAUUCAAAACUACCUUGCCCUGUGUGAAAUUGUAUUUGGCUCCUUUAUUAAAUAUAUGAAUCAACUGUGGCUCAUCACAUCUUUUGGAAAGCUGAGUUAAUUUUGACUGACCACACACAAGCCUGAUUACCUCCAGGCCUGUUCAAUCAAGAAAUCACUUAACCUGUUGGUCAAAAUUAAAUUGGUCAAAAGAUCUCAAAAAGCUGCAACAAAAUGCCACGGUCCAAAGAAAUUCAAUGUAUGUUAAUUCUAUGAGUCGUAGGACUCCUGGGAACCACGGUAAGAGACCAUUCACAAAUGGAAAAAACAUGGAACAUUGGUGAACCUUCCAAGCAGUCGCCAGUCUACAAACAUUACCCCAAGAGUAAAGCAACAACUCAUCCAGGAAGGUCACAAAGGAACCCAGGAAAACAUCAAAAGAACUGCAGGCCUCCCUUUCCUCAGUUAAGGUCAGUGUUCAGUGACUCAACAAUAAGGCAGAGACUGGGCGAAAAUGUUAUGCAUGGCAGAGUUCCAAAAUGAAAACCACUGCUGACCAAAAAGAACAAACGGUUGUCUCAUUUUAGGAAAGAAAAAAAAUCAUCUGAAUUAUUAUAAGAAUUUUGGGAGAAUAUUCUAGUUAAAAAUUGAAGGUGUUUUGUUACAUCUGGCGUAACUGUAACACCGCAUUUCAGAAAAAGAUGAUCAUACUAACAGUCAAAUGUGGUGUUUGUUUGAUGGUCUGGGGGUGCUUUGCUCCUUCAGGACCUGGACAAUUUGCUGUGAUUGAUGGAACUAUGAAUUCUGCUCUUUACCAGAAAAUCUUGUAGGACAAUUUUCAGCCAUCAGUUCAUGACCUCAGGAUAAAGCGCACAUGGGUUCUGCAGCAGGACAAUUACCCAAAACACACCAGCAAGUCAACUUCUGAAUUGUUUUAAAAAGACAAUUGUGGCCUAAUCAAAGGAAUCCAAUUGAAAUGCUGUGGCAUGACAUUAAAAAGGCCGUUCAUGCUCCAAAACCCUCCAGUGUUGCUGAAUUCAAACAAUUAUGCAAGCAAAAGUGCGCCAAAAUAUCUCCACAGAGAUGUGAAAGACUCACUGCCAGUUAUAGAGAGUGCUUGAUUUCAGUUGUUACUGCUAAGGGUGGCCCAUCUGCUUUAGGUUUAGGGGCAAUUACUUUUUCACUCAGGGCCAGGUAGCUUUGAAUAGUUUUGUUUGUUUCAUAAAUACGCUGUAAAUAAAAAUUGCAUUAAUGCUUACUUGGGUUAGUGUUGUCUGAAUUAACAUUUGUUUAAUUAGCUUAAACAUUAACAUGGGAAAACUGCAACAACAAAAAACAAAAAAGACUUAGAGAAGGGGACAAAUGUAUUUUCACCUCAACUUGAUGGAGUUGAUGUGGCCCUUCCUUUCUUACUGCCGAAGUUGUAUCUCGUUAUCACGCUCAGGUUGUCAUUGUCGCUGCACAAGCAGUCGUUGAUCUCGGAGAUGAGCCGGAGCCGGCAGGAGCGUGUGGUUGGUCCAAGCCUGAAGAAACACUGG